Strongylocentrotus purpuratus (purple sea urchin) is the source of this 5779-nucleotide messenger RNA. RefSeq names its product dystrobrevin beta. The transcript is spliced from 18 exons. Gene Ontology annotation, cellular component: plasma membrane; synapse. Gene Ontology annotation, molecular function: zinc ion binding. The coding region runs from base 2 to 2248 and encodes 748 amino acids. The record is from RefSeq and is a predicted model, not a curated record. Gene Ontology annotation, biological process: synaptic signaling. NCBI's taxonomy places the organism in Eukaryota, Metazoa, Echinodermata, Echinoidea, Camarodonta, Strongylocentrotidae.
CAUGAGUGGCUCAAUGGAUGGAAGUCUUGAUGAUGGUCUCUCUCAGAAGAGUGGUGGGGAGAGAAGACAACUCAUAGCAGAAAUGAGGAGCCAGAACUUUGACGUGAUUCGUUUUGCCACCUACCGAUGCAGCUGUAAGCUGCGCUUCGUUCAAAAGAGAUGCAGUUUGCAUCUGGUUGACAUAUGGAACAUGAUAGAAGCGUUCAGAGAGAACGGUCUGAACACCAUGAGUUUAUCAGAUGAACUCUCAAUGAGCCGGGUGGAGACCAUUCUAUCCAGUAUCUAUUACCAGCUCAACAAGAGACUACCAGCCGUACAUCAGAUCAAUGUCGACCAGUUUCUAAGCUUGCUCUGUAACUUCCUGCAGACAGCUUAUGAUGACGGAGCCACAGGCAAGAUGACAGUCUUUGCCCUCAAGGUGGCGCUUUCUACAUUGUGUGCCGGCAAGCUGUCUGACAAACUGAGAUACAUCUUUUCUCAGAUAUCUGAUGGUAAUGGAAUCUUGAUACAUUCCAAGUUUGAUGAAUAUCUUAAGCUGGUUCUCCAGCUCCCUACAGCGGUAUUUGAGGGUCCUUCAUUCGGUUAUGAUGAAAACACUGCUAAGGCUUGCUUUGGGCAAGGACCAAGUGCGAAUCGUCGAGUAACCCUGAAUGACUUCCUAGAUACUGUGUUAGCUGAACCAGGUCCACAGUGUCUCAUGUGGCUCUCUCUCAUGCAUAGAAUGUCUAAUGUGGAGAACGUAUUUCAUCCUGUGGAGUGCAGUCACUGUCACAGUGAUAGUAUGAUGGGCUUCAGAUAUAAAUGCCAGCGCUGUUCAAAUUAUCAGCUGUGUCAGAACUGUUUCUGGAGAGGAUAUACCUCAGGAAACCACUCCACUGAUCAUGAAAUGAAAGAAUAUUCAUCCUAUGUACAGAAAUCUCCGGCAAAGAAGAUGGGUAAAGCUCUGAAGAAGCCGUUCAAAUCACCGUUAAAACAACCAAGAGUUCAACACUAUCCAGAAGAACCUGAAAGACCUCUCGACCUAUCUCACAUUGUGCCGCCUUCCCCCAUCACCAUAUUGACGUAUGAUAGUCCAGACAGUACUAGGAUACUACGCACAGAGGAGGACUUCAAGAAGAUGAACAACAGUCUUGACAGCGCCAGGUUAGAUGAUGAACAUAGACUCAUAGCAAGGUAUGCUGCAAGGCUUGCCAACGCCUCAGCUAAUCCGAACUCUGGUCCUGAACUUCCUCCUGGCUUGGAUGCUAACAGAGAACAGAGAGAGCUCAUCAUGCAGCUAGAAUCCAAGAACAGAGAGAUAAUGCGAGAAAUCCAGCGAUUACGACAGGAGCACGAUGAAGCUGUGAGGUCGUCGCACUCUCAACGUAACCCAACUCUCCUUGCUGAGCUACGACUCCUGAGACAACGCAAAGAUGAACUAGAACUCAGAAUGGCAGCUCUACAGGAGAGUAGGAGAGAGCUUAUGGUACAGCUAGAAGGACUCAUGAAACUACUUAAGAACCAUGGCUCUCCUAGGAACAGCCCCAACCACAGCCCCAGGCCUAACCAGCCUCUUACCCCAGGCUCUUCCACACAGCCUUCCAGGGCAGCUACCACUACAGACACUGUAAGGAAUGGUGAGCAAACUGGAGGAACAACUGGAUCAAGGAGUCUACGGAAUGAUUUACUUGUAGCAGCAGACUCAGUUACUAAUGCUAUGUCAUCACUGGUCAGAGAACUCAAUUCAGAGGAUGACCAGAACGAUGAUGAUGAUGAAGAGGAAGGAAACCCUUUGAAUACAAGCAAUGAUGGUGCAAUCCUUGUAGUAGAGGGGAAGAAUGCUUCGGGUGAGCCCAUUCUGAUCAGAGGGAGAAAACCGAACGGUAGAAACAGAGGGAUGUCUGAUCAAGAUUUUAUUGCUGAGCUGACUGCCAGGAAAGAAGGAAGAGCAAGAACUCAUCCUGAUGGAUAUGGUCAUACGGAUGAAGGUGAAUCCUACGGAAGAACUGAUGAUGAGAGUUAUGUAGCCACCACAGACGAUGCCGACUCCUAUGUGAGGACAGAUGAAGAGCUUAAUAUGAGAACCGAUGAUGAGUUCCAACGAUCGGUAACAGAUGAUGAACUCAGGGAAUCAACAAGGCUAGAUGUAAGCCAAGGACCCCCUGACCGUAAUAGUUUGACCAGGACCACGACAGAUGAGGAGGGUAAGAGAGGAACAGAUGAGGAGAACAGCCAUAAGGACAAUGUGCGCCGCUGGAUCAACAGAUAAAUCGAGAUUCAAGGUGUGCUUAUGUACAUGUAUGCUCCCUUGCUCUAUUAAUUUAAUACCAAACAAACUCAUCAACUUGUGAUUAGUGACCAACAGAGGAGAGUGAACCUUGAAACCAGUUGAAACCUGUUGAAACCUGUUGAAGACCUGUGGAACCCGAUCAAAAGCCAGCGAUGAGUUGGAACCAGUGGAUUCCAGUGGCAAAAUGUUUAUACCAAUGGAAAUCGGAUGAAAGCAGUUUGCAACCAGCUGAAACGAGCAGAAACCAGUUGAAACCAGUUAUAAGGAGUAUGGUGAUGGGAUAAGGUCAAAAGUAAACUGCAGAAGUAAGAAGCAGGACAUUAAAGUCUUCUUGUCAUUCAGCCGAUGCAACAAGUAAACCAUCAUUAGCAACAUUUAAUAGCUAAAAAUCACAAGCUGGUGGAACAAUUUGCGUGUCUGUAGUGUAAUAAGACAUACUUUACCAAUCCGAUGCACAUUUUCAUUUUUAUAUAUGAAUAAUGAUGUACAUGUACUGUAUACUGCUUUUGGCUGAUAAAAAGAUCUUUAAAUUCCAUUACCCGGUACUUGGGAUAUGUAUGGACAUUCAUAGAAGAGGUUAAAAAUUGUGUCCUGUAAUUUGAUUGAUAAUAGAAUUCAACAGAGUAUUCAUCAUGAUAUCGUUGUAGAGAGACAAAGAGAGAGAGAGAGAGAGAGAGAGAGAGAGAGAGACAGAGAGAAAGAGAGAGAGAGAGAGAGAGAGAGAGAGAGAGAGAGAAUGGAAGAGAGAUAGAGACCAACAAACUAAAGAAUGCGACCAUAAAAAAAAAUUAACCUGUCUAACUUACCUUCAAGAGAUAUUUUUCUAUCCUUCAAUUAUUUAAAAUCAAGUUUUAAUUGUAUUCAGCAUUAACUCUGCAAGAUACUUCUCUGAAAGACAUAACUUAUAAUCAUAAGAAACUCUGUAGAUACUUGACUAGAAGAUCAUAUUUUGUAUUACAUGUAUUAGAAUUACAUUAUAUCUGUAUCAUUAUGUUUAUGUAAUUGUUCCAUUUUUUCUAUGUUAGUUUUCAGAGUGUGCUUUUUCUGUGGGUCAAGAGGAAGCUACUCAUUGUUUAUAGAUGUGUGUUUGUAUGUAGUAUAGUAUACAUAGAUUAGGAAAAAUAUCAUGUCCUUUUCUCCCUGGCAUUAUCAGCUAUUUAUAUUCUGUACAUGUAUCAUUGUUUACACUUAUUUCUGCUCUGCUGUGCUUUCUUACUUUGUAUUUCAGUCACUUCCAGGGCCAAAAGGGAUGGAUGAUUUUUUUUUCAACGGAAUUGGUACAAACAAAUAUUUCCUUUACAAUUUAAAUAUUUGAGAUAUGUGUACAGAUGCUUUAGCCUCUUGGACAGAAAUUUAGUAAACUGUAUUUCUACUUUUCUGGUGCAAGUAUCACCAACUUAAGAUUAAAUUUCUUGUGUUGAUAAAGUACUACCAACUAGAGAUUAAUUGUCCUGUGUUGAUAAAGUAUCACCAACUUGAGAUUAAAUGUCCUGUUUUUGGAAAGUAUCACAGACUAUAGAUUAGGUUGUGUCAUCUUGAUUAUGUUAAUGUGCCAAAUAUAUAAUCAGUCCAUGAGACUUUAAGACCAAUGUACUACUUAAUUUACCGUAGAGCAGGGUAUAUAUAACCAGCUGCUGGCAAGUACUCCUCCACUGCCUCUUUCUAUCUACAUGUAUAGUAGUCAAAAGAAGCAUUUACAUCAUAAUCUAAGUUGGCUUGAAAGUGGGGGAAAAAUGCACAAGAAUUGAGAGACAAUUAUGAGUUUUAGAAAUCCUUUCCGGCACUUUCCAUCCACAUGAUCGCAGCUGCCAUUGAAAGCAUUAUUUAUUUCAUCCCUCGUACUAACUUAUUGUAUCAAAAUAAAUUUUUAGCUUAUAUUCAUGGAUGUACAUGCACAUGUAUGUAGUGUUUGUACAGUUAGGUCAAGAAUGUACCCGUAAUCAUUGUUUGUUUUUUUAAUUAGGUUUUUAAGUAUUAAAAGCAGAUUGUUUGUAAUGUGAGUGAAGUUAGUCUGCAAUGUUUAUCAUGUAUUGUGUAGCUAAUGAGGAUCCUUAUAUACCCAAAAUGUUGUUUGACCCAUUAUUAAAACCAGAAAACUCCUGCAACCUAGAACAUUUAUGGAUUGUGUAAGACGAUUAUUAACUGCAGCAAGAAACAUUUGAGAAUUGCAAAAGUUCACUGUUGUAUAAAGACAAAGGAUUCAUGAAUACAAAAAGAAAAUCUGUCUUUCCAGUGGACCAAUAGAAAGAAUCUUUAUUGAAAAACACAAAUAUGUUUACACACAUACAGGAAUGGGAAUUACUCUUGGCUUACCGGUAUAUAAGUAGAAAAAUUAAAACCAGUGGACUUAUUUUUAAAUAAAUUAUAUAUAUAUAUAUAAUAAUAAUAAUAAUAGGCAUUUCUAUAGCGCUGUCUAUCUAGAUAUUCUAUUCCGAGUCGCAUUUAUUAUUACUCCAGCUUUAGCCUAGCUGCCAUUACAGCGCUCCAUCAUUUCAAAGAAUUCCUGCCAGGUACCCAUUUACAUCACCUGGGUUGAGUGUGGCAAAUGUAGAUCAAUGUCUUGCCAAAGGACAUUAGUGCCGUGGCGGGACUCGAACCGCUGACCUUGUGAUCCACAGUCCGGGGACGUAUCCACUCGACCACGACACCUCUAUCUAUCAAUCCUUCCCUUGUGACAAUACAACCAUGGGCUGUCUUGUUUGUUUGUUAUGGGUCUUUUUUUCUUGGAAUAAAAAUAAAUGAUUAAAUUAGAAGGGAUUUUUUGGAAAGUACUUUGCUCCUUUGAAGCAGACCUAACUAAUUGACUUCUUGUUCAAUUGCAUCCGUUUUCAAUGUUUUUAUGAGACUGAUGCAUGUGUCAAGCAUUGUUUUAGAAAUGUAAUUAUUUGUUGUUGCAGAAAUUAUCAGUAUUUUAAAGGAGGAACCGUUCAUUACAUGUUUUUAACAACUUGUGUUUGUUUGUCUACAUGUAUAACUACAGAGCAAGUGAUUUUUGAUAUUUUUCAUGAGCAUAGUACUACAUAAUUAUAUGUACAUCUCUUUAUGGUAUGUUUGUAUUUACAUUGGUUUGAAGAAAUUGGCUGCCAUAUUACUUUUCCUUUUUUGUGGUGUGGAAUUUGACAGUGAGUAAUCAUUUUGAAGUCUUUUCUUUUAUCAUAAAUUACAUGAAUCUGCUUCAUGUUCUGUUUAAAUACGGUUGUACAGUAUGCAUUUUGAAUUGUACAGGGUCCUGUUUAUUUUUAAAAACGACAACUACUUAAAUGCACUUUAAGAAGUCUUAAGAUUGGCAGAGGCUGCAAGAACCACAAGCAAAUUCAGUUAAUUUUAACAGCCAGUAUUUCAGUAUGUUUUCAUCUGUAAUUAAGUGAGAGUUAUUUUAGUACCGGUAGUCAUUUGUAUUGGUGUAUCUUGCUACUUAAAUUCAUUUGAGGGGUUUACUAUAAAGGUGGACAAUUAUGUGAAUAAAGUUAGGUUUAACGUCAAGUAAAUCACCACAUAUGAGGGGGAAAA